AUUUCUCCGUGGACAAUGGCAGCUACCAUUCAGGCCAUGGAGAGGAAGAUUGAAUCGCAGGCAGCUCGAUUGCUUUCCCUAGAAGGUCGAACUGGGAUGGCUGAGAAGAAGCUGGCAGACUGUGAGAAGACAGCUGUGGAAUUUGGCAAUCAGCUGGAGGGCAAGUGGGCCGUGCUGGGGACCCUGCUGCAGGAGUACGGGCUGCUGCAGCGGCGGCUGGAGAAUGUGGAGAACCUACUGCGCAACAGGAACUUCUGGAUCCUGCGGCUGCCUCCUGGCAGCAAGGGCGAGGUCCCCAAGGAGUGGGGCAAGCUGGAGGACUGGCAGAAAGAGCUCUACAAGCAUGUGAUGCGGGGCAACUACGAGACGCUGGUCUCCCUGGACUAUGCCAUCUCCAAGCCUGAGGUCCUCUCCCAGAUUGAACAAGGCAAGGAACCAUGCACAUGGCGUCGCACUGGCCCCAAGGUCCCGGAGGUUCCUGUGGAUCCAAGUCCAGGCUCUGGAGCCCCAGUUCCUGCCCCUGACCUUCUGAUGCAGAUCAAGCAGGAGGGGGAGCUCCAGCUGCAGGAGCAGCAAGCUCUGGGUGUGGAGGCCUGGGCAGCUGGGCAGCCAGAUAUCGGGGAAGAGCCCUGGGGUCUCAGCCAGCUGGACUCUGGGGCAGGAGACAUGUCCACGGAUGCUAACUCUGGUGUCCAUUCCAACUUUUCAACCACCAUCCCACCCACUUCCUGGCAAGCAGAUCUCCCUCCCCACCACCCCUCUUCAGCAUGCUCAGACGGGACAUUGAAGCUCAACACAGCAGCCUCCACAGAAGCAGAUGUAAAAAUCGUGAUCAAAACAGAAGUCCAGGAAGAGGAGGUGGUGGCCACGCCUGUGCACCCCACCGACCUGGAGGCGCAUGGCACAAUGUUUGCACCAGGCCAGGCUGCACGGUUCUUUCCUAGUCCUGUCCAGGAGGGAGCCUGGGAAAGCCAAGGCAGUUCCUUCCCUAGCCAGGACCCGGUGCUGGGGCUGCGAGAGCCCACCAGGCCAGAGCGGGACAUUGGUGAGCUCAGUCCUGCCAUAGCACAGGAGGAGACCACUGCCGGGGAUUGGCUCUUCGGUGGGGUCAGGUGGGGCUGGAAUUUCCGGUGUAAGCCUCCAGUGGGCCUGAACCCAAGGACCAUGACCGAAGGGCUCCCCUUUUCCGCUGAUGGUGGAGAGGCCAUCCUGGACCCCAGCCAAGCCGCAAGACCCUUCAACGAUCCCUGCAAAUACCCUGGGCGGACCAAAGGCUUCGGCCACAAGCCAGGGCUGAAGAAGCACCCGGCAGCGCCCCCCGGAGGCCGGCCCUUCACCUGCGCCACGUGCGGGAAGAGCUUCCAGCUACAGGUGAGCCUGAGCGCGCACCAGCGCAGCUGCACAGUGCCCGACAGUGCGGGCUCGGGCUCCGCAGCGGCCUCCUCCUCUGGCAGCGGCAGUGGUGGUGGGGGGAGUGGCGGCAACGCGCGGGACAGCAAUGCCCUGCGGUGCGGGGAGUGUGGCCGCUGCUUCACGCGCCCAGCGCACCUCAUCCGCCACCGCAUGCUGCACACUGGUGAACGGCCAUUCCCCUGCACCGAGUGCGAGAAGCGCUUCACUGAGCGCUCCAAGCUCAUCGACCACUACCGAACGCACACGGGCGUGCGGCCCUUCACGUGCACCGUGUGCGGCAAGAGUUUCAUCCGCAAGGACCACCUCCGCAAGCACCAGCGCAACCACCCUGCGGUGGCCAAGGCACCUGCCCAUGGGCCGCCACUCCCACCACUGCCUGUGCCUCCAGAUCCCUUCAAGAGCCCGGCAGCCAAAGGACCCUUGGCCUCCACAGACCUCGUGACAGACUGGACUUGUGGCCUCGGUGUCCUAGGACCCACUGAUGGUGGGGAUCUGUGAGGGCCCCUACCCGACCUGCAGGCCACCUAUGUACAAAGCCCGUGUGCACACAGCAGAGUGACUGAAAGCCUAGAGACAGGAAGGGGAGACUCGGCAGAGAAUCAGAUUUCCAUGUUGCUGAACUGAUCACUGGAAAAAGAGAAACCACCUCUAAACAAAGUAGGAUUCUGAUUGUGAAACUGAACACCUUGGAAUCUUAUGUAAUUUAAUUACAAACCCAUUUUUUAUUUUUCAUUCUUGAGGAAAAAGCUGGAAAAUGGUAGCAGCACCAGUUGACGUGUGGGGUAUAAUUUUGUUUUCGGGGGUGUGUGUCCACCUUGUCUAACAAGUCUUUAGAAAGGUGACUGGGGUAAGGAGGCUCUGGACUCACCUGACCCUACUGACUCAUAGGUGUGGGUCCUUGGACCACACAGUCUUGUAGCAGUUGAGUCCCUGUUUUGUCUAGCCAACUGAUCUGGACCUCCAGCCUUGGGUGGUGAGGGCCCCAGGGCCUAGAUCACCAGCCUGUAUUCAGCAGUAAGGACCCUGCUAGGAGCAGCUCUUACAGCUGCCAGCUUUCCUCCUGAGAAGGCCCCAAAGCCCUGGCUUGACUUUUCUCCAUUUGAUGCCAUGUGGUACCUUCCACUGUGGGAUGUGAUUCCUGGGCCUGGCUAAGAAGAGUCAUGUGGCACUGUUAGUAGUGUUAGAUAUGGAGGUGAAGAAGCCAAAGUCAGGUGUUGAACACUUGCACAUGUGGUCACACAGAGCCAGGGCUACCGUCUUAGGCUACACCUUUCUCCCCUAGAUGCUUUUGUUGACUGCCCAUCCUGUAGUGUGUGCAUUUUCAAAAUGGUUCCACCUUGCUUCUGAUUCAACCGUUACCAUGACUAAGAAGCAGCAGGACAGGUGGUUCUUUCUGGAGAUGAGGAAAUAAAGGGCUCAAAGGGGAUACAGCCUCUCAUCUAGAGCAGUGUGUACCAAGAGCUGGGAAGAACUACAGCUGAGACCCAGCUCCUGGAACAGCGAUUUAGAGGGGAAAAGGUUUGGGGAUUUGCCAUCUUUAAAAUAUUUGCCCCACACCCAUGGAUCAGAUCACCAAGACUCAGAGGAACUGUCUCAGCAGCGCCAGCUAAACAGCCUUCCCAGUGUGUGCUCACUCAUGACUGGGGCACUCAGGAGGUAGUCUGCAAUGCCAGGUAAUGGGUAAGUGGUUCUCUCAGGCCUACCUGGAAUAUCUUUACAGUAAGAUUAGAAAUAGGCUGAGGUUUCUGUCCAUUACCAUGCUUUCCCCACCCCACACACAUCCACUCCCAUGUUAAGCAGCCACUGGUCCUCUUGCCCAAAUGGUUAAUGGCUCCCAAAAGAGGGCAGAGACCAUGGUGCCCAUUCAGCUCUCUCCUGCAUACUUUUAUUAGGAAUAGACUAGUUAAGAAAAUUGUUUCUAUGUACUGUAUAUUUUGUACCUGUUUACACUUCUAAUAUUGAUAUAACUGAUAUUUUGAAAAACAAAUGAACAGGAAACUUCCUGUUAAAAUAAAACCUAACCAGCACCAAGGCAGUUUGAUGAAUUCCAUCCAUUCUUAGACCUGUUAUUUUUCCUGAUGCUUCUAAACACAUCCUCCAGGAGGACAUGUCAGCUCAUCAGCCCCCUCUAGCACUUGUUCACAUUGGAUCCAAAGAGGCCACUGCCC
Messenger RNA from Nannospalax galili (Upper Galilee mountains blind mole rat), 3581 nucleotides. It is a transcript of the gene Znf746, whose product is annotated as zinc finger protein 746. NCBI's taxonomy places the organism in Eukaryota, Metazoa, Chordata, Mammalia, Rodentia, Spalacidae. The record is from RefSeq and is a predicted model, not a curated record. Gene Ontology annotation, biological process: regulation of DNA-templated transcription. The coding region runs from base 16 to 1911 and encodes 631 amino acids. The transcript is spliced from 6 exons.